GCCCCAGAUCGCAACAGGUGCUUUUCUGCUGACAGAUUCGCAGGGGCACAGCAUUUCGGUCUCCCAACGUUGCCAGGUUUUGGAGAUUUCACUUCGACUUGCCUGAUCCUGAGAUACAUUACCUCAACAUGGGAGUCAAAUCCGUGUUGCUCGUCCUGCUGGUAGUGCUGGGUCUGGCAUGCCGUUCUUCAGCUAGAAGAUGCUCAUACAGCUGUUCUUGGCCAGACACCCACUCCACGCUCUGUGAUAGCCGCUUCGUAAACAUUUUCUACGGCACGGUGCGGGCCGCUCACAAGGAAAGCGACAAGGGUUUUGUUGAUUACGCCGUGGAAGUAACGACCGUCUACAGAUCGGAGAACAGCCGCUUCGUGCAUGAGGGCGCAGUGGUUACGCUUCACACCAUACUACAUGAAUACAUAUGUCCGGUUCAGAAGAUGCGCCCAGGAUUCACCGCGUAUUUCGCAGUGGGACCAUUGGGCGACUUUAGCAGCAACUACCGGAUCCAGGCUGGCUCUUGCGACAGCUACAUCUCUGUGUCUCUGCCAACGAACGUGAAAGACGACUUGAGCGCGGGGAAGUUUAACCGACCGUGUUAAAAAAUCCACUGUUGGGGAACGACAGAUGUCACGUUUUACUAUAUUCACAAAUCACAGAGAAAGUCCAAUUCAACUGAUGCGCACUAUGUCAUCCCGAGUAAUCCCUGGCCACAAACUAUUAACACAUGAUAGAUUCUUACAACCGAUGGGCAACAUAAUUUUACCAGAGCGCCCUCCAUACAGGCAAUAACCAAGUCGCCCGUGAGGGCACCAUGCAUGCCCUUAAGUAGUUUUCUUUACCUGAGAACUUUGAGGAAUUAAGUCAGAAUCGAAAACCAUUUCCUCAGUCUUUUUUACUUAAUUUACAAACUUAUACAACAAAAACAAAAAGGAGUGAUUUCAGAUUUCCCUGAACGCAUGUAACAAACCCACUCCAUUGUAGUAUCAUUCUUUUAUUCUUCGACGAGGUCAAAGCCCUGUUUAAAAUACGAUGCUAUCCACUGUAGUGACGGUAGCCAUGGCAAAGCGAUACAUUUUAGAAGCCUUACAGAGAUUUCUAUGAAAGGAGCGUCAAGAAUGUCGCUAGUAAAUUACGGGGGUUGGGACCGGGGAGGAACAACUUUAAUCAGCGGAAAGUUUUCUGCGAAUAGUGAGCCACUCAUCAGUACCGAAUCAAUGAACUAUUCAGUGUUGUAGAGCGGUCACGUUUUUUGGUAAAUUUGCUGUUUCACCUACAUUCAUGUCUUUUGCUCUUGUUAUUUUUUUUUUCAAAUAUCUGUUGUUUUUCCUCAGAAUGGCGGUUCCAUCCCUAUUCUUGACCUUUUCUUUGUUUGUAGUGCUUCUGCAAAUUGUAGAUUUGAUACCUUUUUAUUUCUUCUGCAUUUUCUUCCCUUUUUCGUUUCAUCUUUGCAGGGGGUAAGCGUCCCCUUUCCCUAACUGCCAUGCAAAUACACCGUUAAAGUUGAAGACACCGGCAAAGGGUUUGCAGAAUUUCUGCUUGAAAUCUCGCCCAAGAAACAUUUGGCAAACCUGGUUGAAAAGCAAGCCGCCUAUAUAAAUUUCCAAUGCAGAAUCCUUUGGUUGAGAGAAAGAGCAAUAUUACUUUGGGAAACAGCAUUUCAGUGACCUAUUUUCUACGAAUCGUUUAGUCCGUGUUUCGAAUGCAUGCAUCUGGACGAUAUUAAUUUUGCAAUAAGGCUGAGUUUAGAAGAUUAUUUGUGGAUUCGAUCUUCAUCCUGACACGUUUACGCAGCUCAGUAACCAAUUUUGAGCUUCUCAUUUUACGACUCACGACGCGAUGAUGAAAUCAACAGCUCCACGUUAUCAGUGUUGCAUGAAAUGUACACCUGUCAAAGUGUCCCAGAAAAAUAUAUGCGGACAACUAUAAAAUACAUCAGGCAGUUCGAUCCAAACGGGCCAAAGCCCUUUGGCCAAUCCUAAAUCAGCUGUUAAAGAAAAGAAAGAAAGAAAGGUAUUAGCUCUUUGGGGCUUUGGCAAGUUUGGCUGUCCAUUAUCCUCGCCAGGCUGGUUGGUACAAUUACCUUCUCAACCCAGUUUUGCAUGUACUGAUCGAUUCAAUUUCUGCCCUCUGUUGCCUAUUUAGCGUCCAGGAUUUGUUUUAAGUUUAACUCUUGGUCAGUUUUAUACACAUAAUAAGUGAAUGGUUGGAAGGCAUACCAAGGAUCUGGGCCCGUGUUCAUGCUGUGACCUCAUAAACCGUUGCAACAUGUAACAGGGUCGCUCACAGUAUUGUGUCUCACCAGGUAAUGCUUCUUUGUUGCUAAUAUCUGGAAAUUGUAAUUCAGUAGCUAGUUACAUGCAGCGACUUGAUUAACUUGCAACAUGUGAGUAAGUCACUCAACUUUUACUGUAUUAUGUUUAAUUAGCUAGCAGUUUUACACCAGCAAUGGCUGGCAUGGAUUGUAUUCAAACGCUGAGAAAGUUUGCGGUAUACUAAUUACGGGCCCAAUGAUAACGCAUAACAAUAACAGGCGCGCCCUCGUCGCGUGUCCAACAAGUGGCGAGACAUUGGGAUGGAAAUUUUGUUUCUCUAUACAGAUGCCUAUACAUUUUGUACCGGUAAUUGAAUUCUUCAAUUCCUUUGAUAAGAAAGGCGGUUAUGCAAUAUUAGUAUUGACACUUCAAUACUGAGGAAAAA
Messenger RNA from Acanthaster planci (crown-of-thorns starfish), 2694 nucleotides. RefSeq lists its product as uncharacterized. Lineage: Eukaryota; Metazoa; Echinodermata; Asteroidea; Valvatida; Acanthasteridae. The record is from RefSeq and is a predicted model, not a curated record.